AUGACAACCAUCGAACUGGCCCAGCUCAAUCCGAGCGCAAGACGGACUAUGCACGGCUACGAGAGACUAGCCGGCCUAAUGGCCAACGACAAGGGCCUUUCCAUCUUCCGCUCUUUCAAGAAACUCAAUGCAAAGAACCUACUUUACCUGCAAGCGGAGAUUGUCAACGUACAGACCGAGCUUGAAGGUAUCAUCGAAGCAGACGAGACUUCACAGGAUGAAGAUCGCGAGAAGUUUUCCACGUCCGUAUGCUUUUUGAAGGAGGGCAUCGAGUCAGGCUCAGAGCAGUGGGCGAAAGUGCUGGAAUUGCGAGAGUUGUUGGACAAAUAUAACACCGCAGCCCUGCAAUACGCCCAAAUCCUACGCCUCAAACGCCCGCACGACACAGACCGCGACGUCUUCAAGACCUGGCUAUCGCAGAAUGCAUUCUGCAGCACGAUUGCAGAGUUCAAUCAGUGGUUUGGAGAAGAGGGGGUCAACGACGAGGAGAACGAGCGCGAUCUGGUGACACUUUGCGGACGGUAUGAGAAUGUAGAUUCGCUGACUAGAUGGGUGUUUCGCGUUCUUGUCCCGUGGUUUCAUGAGAGGGUUGGGGUUCGGAGGACGAAAGAAAAAGACAUCGAAGCUGGGACAGUCUACUAUGACGACGAGAAGAUUAUCCGUGCGACGAGGGUAACGAGCACAAUUACCUCUUCAGUGAUCCCGGCUAGCUCAAUGCUGGUGCUGUAUCUCGUCGACCAUAUGGUUUGGCGGCUCAUCAUCAUCGUGCUGUACAAUAUCGGGUUUUCGAUCAUACUAGGCCUUCUGGCAAAGGCGAGGCGUGUGGAGGUUUUUGCGGCUUCGACGGCGUGA
Molecule: messenger RNA, 852 nt
Organism: Aspergillus calidoustus
Lineage: Eukaryota; Fungi; Ascomycota; Eurotiomycetes; Eurotiales; Aspergillaceae
Source: the annotation of a GenBank genome assembly